AAUGUAUUAAUACCAACAUUAACAUAGUGUUUGAUGUUGUGUGAGAGUGGUUUUUGAACCUCAAACAUUAACAUUUAUUGAUUUAUUCCACGGGAAAUAUUACGAAUGAUAUUGAUAAAUAGUGCCUGGUAAAUAAAUAUAUCCGGCGACGUGAUUAGACAUGUCUAUCGAAAUAGAAUCUGCAGAUGUUAUACGUUUAAUUCAGCAAUACUUGAAGGAGUCGAAUUUAAUUCGCACAUUACAGACGCUUCAGGAAGAGACUGGAGUCUCCCUGAACACUGUCGACAGUGUGGAAGGCUUUGUGUCGGAUAUUAACAAUGGACACUGGGAUACAGUCCUGAAAGCCAUACAGUCACUUAAACUUCCGGACAAGAAGCUGAUUGAUCUUUAUGAACAGGUUGUGUUGGAGCUCAUUGAGCUGCGUGAGCUUGGUGCAGCACGCUCACUACUGCGACAGACUGACCCCAUGAUCAUGAUGAAACAGCAAGAACCUGAGCGGUACAUUCACUUGGAGAACUUGCUGGCCCGUUCGUACUUUGACCCCCGAGAAGCAUAUCCAGAUGGCAGCACAAAAGAGAAGCGACGUGCUGCCAUAGCACAGGCUCUUUCUGGAGAGGUUUCUGUCGUGCCAUCGUCUCGUCUUCUGGCUCUGCUUGGACAGUCGUUGAAGUGGCAACAGCAUCAAGGACUUCUCCCUCCAGGCACGACGAUCGAUCUGUUCCGAGGCAAGGCGGCCAUUAGAGAUCAGGAGGAAGAAAAGUACCCGACGCAGUUGUCAAAGCAGAUAAAAUUUGGACAGAAGUCACAUGUAGAGUGUGCGCGCUUCUCCCCUGAUGGACAAUAUCUGGUUACUGGCAGUGUCGAUGGUUUUAUAGAAGUGUGGAACUUCACAACGGGAAAGAUCAGAAAGGAUCUCAAGUACCAGGCUCAGGACAACUUCAUGAUGAUGGAGGAGGCGGUGCUGUGCAUGUCAUUCAGCAGAGACUCGGAGAUGCUGGCGUCAGGUUCACAGGAUGGGAAGGUGAAGGUGUGGCGCAUUCAGACUGGGCAGUGUCUGCGUCGCUUCGAGAAGGCGCAUAUCAAGGGAGUGACUUGCCUGCAGUUUUCACGUGACAACAGCCAAGUGCUAAGCGCAUCCUUUGAUGCAACCAUCAGGAUUCACGGUCUCAAGUCUGGUAAGACGCUGAAGGAGUUUAGAGGGCACAGCUCCUUUGUGAAUGAGGUUGUCUUCACUCCAGAUGGGCACAGCUUACUGAGUGCUUCAUCAGAUGGCACAGUUAAGGUGUGGAGCAUCAAGUCUACAGAGUGUACCAGUACGUUCAAGUCUCUGGGUGGCGCAGGUGAUAUAACGGUGAACAGCAUCCACCUGCUGCCCAAGAACCCGGAGCACUUCGUAGUGUGCAACAGAUCAAACACUGUCGUCAUCAUGAACAUGCAGGGACAGAUUGUGAGGUCGUUCUCCAGUGGUAAGCGUGAGGGUGGUGACUUUGUUUGCUGUACCCUGUCGCCACGUGGAGAGUGGAUAUACUGUGUUGGAGAGGACCUCGUGCUGUAUUGUUUCUCGACGGCAUCUGGCAAGCUGGAACGGACUCUGAACGUUCACGAGAAAGAUGUGAUAGGAGUGUCACAUCAUCCGCAUCAGAACCUGUUGUGUUCAUAUAGUGAGGAUGGACUGCUGAGACUCUGGAAGCCGUAGACAGCUCGUCUGUUUUGUGCAAGCUUCUGUGUUGAUCAGUGUAAUGUGUAUUAUAGAGCACAUUGAAUGUAUUCCUGUUAAUUUUGCCACUGUAGCGUAUCCUUACCUUCAUUCCAAACACUUUUGUCCAAUUUUUAAAUACCUAACGUAAGCAAAAUCUUACAUCUUAAGAUGUUCAAUGCAGAAGCUAUUUUCUGUGGCUCCUGUGAUAGCUAUACAAAACUUUCAGCGAAGUGACCAUCACUCUAGCUUCUUAUAUGGGAGGUUUGAUGUUCAAAUCUCAGCAUGGACACUGACUCUUUUGACUGUUGUUUUUGUGGUUUUUCUUAGUUUUUCACAACAAAUUCUGGAAUAAUACCUUAAAAAUAGUCCAUGAUUACUUACAUCUCCUUCACAAUUCACUUAUCAUACAUUCAUUUGACAUUAGAUAAUGUGCAGUUGAUGAAUCAUCAUUCAUUAUACUAUAGCAGUACUUCUCAACCGGUUAGUCUGAGACGUUCUUGGUUUGAAUGAAAAGGUUUGAGACUCCGAAGGUAUAAAAAGUCUUAAAAUAUGAUUUAGUAAUGUCAAAAAAUAAUUACUUAUGAACCUUAAAGACAUCUGUGAAGUGCUUUUAAAUUUUAAUAUCCUUGAGGAUGACCGUCUUCUGUGUUGUAAUGCCAUGUAGUGUGGCAGAAGUUUGCCAUUUCAGAGGCCUUCAUCAUCAGGGAAAUGGGACUUAUUGCCCUGAUGAUGGAGGCAGCAAGGGCUGCUGAAAUGUUGGCAACUUCUACCAGACUGUGGCGCUGCAACCCAGAUGACAGCCAUCUUCAUACUCUCUGCCAUGAGAACCUCAAAUCCUACUUUAAAGUCCUUGUUCUGAAUUGGAGCCAGGAUAGCUCAGUCAGUCAUAUUGACUGGCUAUGGGCUGGAUGACCGGUUCGAUCCCCAACAGGGGCAGAGGAUUUUUCCUCUAGUCUCUGCAUCCAGACCAGCUCUGGAGCCUACCCAGCCUCGUAUCCGUUGGGUAUUGGGGUCCUUUCCCAGGGGUAAAGCGUGGCCAGAGCGUCAUGCUGACCUCUCCCCCCCAAGCAACCUACAUGGCGUGUGUGGGACUCCUUUAUUUUACUUUUUAUUCUGAAUUAUUGUACUUUGUAUGUGUGUGUGUGUGAAUGGGUGCAUAUUAAAAGUUUCAAAAUGGUAGAAUUGUUAUUGGAGGGGGAGUAAUUAAUAAAGUACCGAAUGUAGUUGCACUAGAACAAUUCUGUUAUGUUUUGUGGCCUGCCAUAUGUGGACGAAUGCAGAUAUGCAGCAUUAAUAAAUCGCCCAACAAUCACACCGUA
Zootermopsis nevadensis is the source of this 3018-nucleotide messenger RNA. It is a transcript of the gene Smu1, whose product is annotated as Smu1 spliceosomal factor. Lineage: Eukaryota; Metazoa; Arthropoda; Insecta; Blattodea; Termopsidae. The record is from RefSeq and is a predicted model, not a curated record. Gene Ontology annotation, molecular function: protein binding. Gene Ontology annotation, biological process: mRNA splicing, via spliceosome.